ACACAUUUCCAGCGCCGCGGCGGAGCCAGAGUGGGAACGAGAUCCAGCUCGACGCACCGGAGCGUGGUACCUGGUCCGAGAGCAGGGUGACGGCCGCCGGGCAAGUCUGUGGCUCCUCUCACACCGAGCCGCCGGGCAGUGGAAGGGAAAAGAAAGACACAGAGGAGAAACACUAGUUAAAGUCACUUUACAAGAGCCACCGAGCGAAGUGGAGAGGCGACCCGAGUCGGACCGUGGCGGAUGUAACAUGACAUCGAUGAAGCAGGAUUCCAAUUGAAAAGCGGCGUUGACACAGUGACCCUCAGGACCUCAACAGGAAUGGCUUGAUUCGUCGCCCCCCACCACCACCACCACCACCAGCACCACCAGCACCACCACCAGCCCCCGGGAGAGAGCGGCGGGACGGGUGCGCGGUCGGAGGCGCUCAUGCUUCUGAGGAAGAGGAAGAAAGUUUGCUGCGCUUCGCUCGGACACGGCUCGACUUUCUGCGACGCAUCGCCGCCGUGACCGCGUCGGUGGAGGGAGACCCCGCCUGGCCGAGGGUGUCGGCUCCGACGCUGCCCACGAUGUCCAAACCGCCGCCGAAGAAGAACCACUGGACCUCCAGGGUGAACGAGUGCCUCGUCUCCAGGGACGCACGCGGCGACCUGAACGUGCCGCUGCGCGGCGGCGCCGAGGACGGCGAGUUCGCCCACAUCGGCCAAGUGAACGGCGACGCGCGGUUGGUUUACCAGAGUGGGAAGUUAAACGACGGGGAACUGCUGCUGGAGGUGGAGAACCUGUCCAUCUCGGGAUUACCCCUGUACGACGUGCGGACGCUGAUACAGAACUGCAAAGGUCCCGUCCGGUUGAAGACGGUCAGGCAAGGAAGCAAGCUCAACAAGGACCUGAAGCAUUAUCUGAGCCAGCGCUUCCAGAAGUCCUCGCCUGACCACGAACUACAGCAGACCAUCCGAGACAACCUCUACCGUCACGCCGUGCCUUGUACAACCCGCGCCCCACGGGAAGGAGAAGUUAGUGGCGUGGACUACAACUUCCUCUCAGUGGAGGACUUUCUGGAAUUGGAGAAGAGUGGCACCUUGUUGGAAAUCGGAACGUAUGACGGUAACUAUUAUGGGACGCCCAAGCCGCCGGAGCAGCCCCCCGGUGGGAAAGUGAUUAGCCGUAGCGGUAGCGGCGGUGAUGCCCCACUGCCAGACGGGCUCAGUGGUAGCCUGCCAGGCUCGCAGCACUCCACUCCGCGACGCAGCAAGUCCUACAAUGACAUGCAAAAUGCUGGAAUAGGGCCCGGCGCGCAGCAGCAGGAGGACGACGAGGACCUCCCUGACAUGAACAGUAGCUUUACAGGAGACUCAAGUGAAUUUGACGAGAUUCAUCACACGGUGCGCCCCUUCGCCCCCCACCAGAGCGCCCCGUCCUACGCUGGGACAACCCCCUCACCACCGGCCACCACGGAGAGCACACAGCAGUCACACUCUCACCCGAGCCAUCCUCCCCCUGAGGACCCGCUGGGACCUCUGCCUGACAACUGGGAGAUGGCCUACACCGAGAACGGAGAGGUCUACUUUAUAGACCACAAUACAAAAACCACCUCCUGGAUAGACCCUCGGUGCCUGGACAAGCCUCAGAAACCCCUGGAAGAGUGUGAAGACGAUGAAGGGGUACACACAGAGGAGCUCGACAAUGACCUUGAACUUCCACCAGGAUGGGAGAAAAUAGACGAUCCAGUGUACGGGGUCUACUAUGUUGAUCAUAUCAACAGGAAGACCCAGUAUGAGAAUCCGGUGCUGGAGGCUAAGAGGCGCAGGCAGCUGGAACAGCAGCAGCCUCAGCCCCAAAGCCAGCAGCCACCUGAAGGUGAGCGCUACAUCCGAGAAUGGAUUGAGGACUCUACGUUGGCCGGGGCACCUCUGGCCAGCUACGCUGCCAACCACCAGGAGACCUACAGGGACCCUCAGACAGGACCACCAAUGCCCAACGCGAUGGGACAAAAACGAGGAAAGCCUUUCUUUACCCGGAACCGGUCCGAGCUGAAGGGGACUUUCAUCAACACCAAGCUGAAAAAGAGUCGCCGGGGGUUCGGCUUCACUGUUGUUGGAGGCGACGAGCCGGACGAGUUCCUGCAGAUAAAGAGCCUGGUCCUAGAUGGACCUGCAGCCCUCGAUGGCAAAAUGGAGACAGGUGACGUGAUCGUGAGCGUCAACGACACAUGUGUGCUAGGCUACACCCAUGCCCAAGUUGUAAAGAUCUUCCAGUCCAUCCCUAUUGGCUCCAUGGUCAAUUUGGAGCUUUGCCGUGGCUACCCACUGCCCUUUGACCCCGAUGACCCCAACACCAGCCUGGUUACCUCAGUGGCUAUUCUUGAAAACAAAGAGCCCAUCAUCGUCAACGGCCAGGAGGCUCCCAACAGCUAUGACUCGCCGUCCAGCCACGGCAGUCAGAACAACAACAACAUCUCGACCAAUGGCGGGGCACCCCUCAAUGGCCUCCCCCGACCACACAGCCCCUCCGCUGAGGUGGCUUCUGAUACCUCUUCCCAGCACGGUUACCCCAACGAUGUGGUCACCCUGGCCUCAUCCAUCGCCACGCAACCAGAGCUCAUCACUGUACACAUGGAGAAGGGCGACAAGGGCUUUGGCUUCACCAUCGCAGACAGUCCCGGAGGUGGAGGGCAGAGAGUAAAGCAGAUCGUGGACUACCCUCGCUGCCGCGGCCUCAAGGAGGGAGACAUAAUCGUGGAGGUGAACAAGAGAAAUGUGCAGAGCAUGUCCCACAACCAGGUGGUGGACAUGCUCAGCAAGUGUCCCAAAGGCAGCGGGGUCACCAUGCUGGUGCAGCGAGACUCGCAGACCUUCAGAGCUCUAAACGCACCGCGUGAUACAAGGGUGGCGCCUGCAAAGAAGAGCCCAAAACUGGAUGAUUUUGAGCUGGCCCCUCCAUACAGAGAUUACACUAGGAGGCAACUAUCACGGAAGGACAGUCAGAACAGCUCCCAGCAUAGUGUUUCCAGUCACCGGAGCACCCACACAGACUCACCUCUACACCCAUCUCUUGCACCCCCUCUCAACGAGAACGCUGCUCCCCCGCCCCCCACUCAGCCCCUGCCAGGCCUGCCGCCCCAGGACUCCCCGGCAGACGGGACCAUCCAGAGAAAACCGGACCCUUUUAAGAUCUGGGCCCAGUCGAGGAGCAUGUAUGAAAGUAGGCUUCCAGACUUCCAGGAGCAGGACAUUUUCCUGUGGAGGAAGGACACAGGGUUCGGCUUCAGGAUCCUCGGAGGCAACGAGCCAGGAGAGCCCAUCUACAUCGGCCACAUAGUGAAGUACGGUGCUGCAGACGAGGACGGACGCCUGCGGUCUGGCGAUGAGCUGAUAUGUGUGGACGGCACGGCGGUGGUGGGCAAGUCGCACCAACUGGUGGUGCAGCUCAUGCAGCAGGCGGCGAAGCAGGGCCACGUCAACCUCACCGUGCGACGCAAAACCGGCUUCGCUGUUAAAGCAGAGGGAGACGUGCCUCCAUCGCCGGCAUCCUCCCACCACAGCAGCACCCAGGCGCCCAGCCUGACGGAGGAGAUGGGGAAACGCACCCCCCAGGGCAGCCAGAACUCCCUCAACACCGUCAGCUCCGGCAGCGGCUCCACCUCCGGCAUCGGCAGCGGGGGAGGAGGUGGAGGAGUAGGGGGCAGCGGUAACACCGUUGUCACUGCUGUGGCUGCUGCCACUUCUUCCCAGCCCCUCAACGCCAACUCCAUUGCCCCCUCCUCCACCCUGCAGCCCUAUGAUGUAGAGAUCCGCCGCGGCGAGAACGAAGGAUUCGGUUUUGUCAUAGUUUCGUCUGUGUCGCGGCCUGAAGCCGGCACCACCUUUGCUGGCAAUGCAUGUGUCGCCAUGCCCCACAAAAUAGGCCGCAUCAUUGAGGGGAGCCCAGCAGACCGCUGCGGGAAGCUGAAGGUCGGCGACCGCAUCCUGGCCGUGAACGCAUGCUCCAUCACCAACAAGUCCCAUUCUGACAUUGUCAACCUCAUCAAGGAGGCGGGGAACACUGUCACACUACGCAUCAUUCCUGGAGACGAGUCAUCAAAUGCGUCUUUGUUGACCAACGCAGAGAAGAUUGCCACCAUAACCACCACUCACACACCUCAGCAACAGGCUGCACCUGAAGCCAGGAACAACACCAAACCAAAACAAGAGUCGUUUGAAUAUAAACCCCCACAAGGACCUCCUCCCCAGCCCCCUACGCAAGUCUCCGCUCAGGACGGUGAGUUCUACUCAGUGGACCUGGACCGAGACAACAAAGGCUUCGGCUUCAGCCUGCGGGGAGGCAGAGAAUACAACAUGGACCUGUAUGUGCUGAGGCUCGCUGAGGACGGAGCGGCCGUGCGCAAUGGAAAGAUGAGGGUCGGCGAUGAAAUCCUGGAGAUCAAUGGCGAGAGCACGAAGGGCAUGAAACACGCGCGAGCCAUCGAGCUCAUCAAGAGUGGAGGCCGACGCGUCCAUCUGGUGCUCAAGAGGGGUGACGGCUCGGUGCCUGAAUAUGACGGCAGCCCUAACGACAGCAGCACCGCCUACCCAGCCUCAGGGUUACAAAACGCUGCGGAAGUGAGCACCAUGCCCUCGACCAAUGCGCCAUCGGAGUUAAGCUACCCACCAGGACCCCAACAACCAUCCCGGAGCAAGAAGGAGCCGAACCACAACUCUAACCGCGCCGGCAGGCACCACCAUUCCAAACAUCGCCACAGCUCCCCUCACAAGAAAACCAGCACUGGAAGGCGCAAGGAGAAAAAAUCCACGACGAAGGGCGCAUUGAAGCUGUUCAAAAAGAAGGAUGGCAAGGGAAGUGACGGCCACCACCCCCAGUCCAGCGGACACCACCGUAGUCGCCACCGUUCACCAGACAGGAAGCAUGGAAGGUCUCGCAGUGCAGAGAACACUCUGGAUAGCCGUCACAGGGGACACCGCCACGGACGCUCCCCUGAAAGACACCAAGGACACCGCCACCGCUCUCCCUACCGCUCUCCCUACCGCUCGCCUCACCGCUCGCCUCACCGCUCGCCCCGCCGCCACAGGUCCCCCCACCGCUCUCGGCAACACUCCCCCACCAGACGCCACACCAACUCCCUAGACCCCUACCGCCGGUACGCCUCGCCAGAGAGACAGGGCCGCAGCAAUGAGAUGCCAAACAGGGACGCGGCCGUAUUGAAGGAGCCGAGACCCAAGACCCCUGAACUCAGCUUCCCUUUCGAGGACAGCAUCCUCCGUGAGCCCCCGGCCCUGGGCCGCCUGAACAGUGAGGCCACGUUUCCGCCGCUGCGCAGGGAGGAGCGCCUGUACGGGGAGGACAGCCUGAUGAAGAGAGCCUCCUCCAUGGAUAGAGCGUACAGGGGGGACAGCCUGCUGGGGAACAGCCUGCUGAGGGACGUGGCAUCCAGGGGCCAGAGGGACACCUAUGGAGACACCACCCUGCCCAGAGUGCGCACCCCCGAGUCAGAUUCAGGCUACAAGAGGUACAGCUCGCUGCUGAGGGGGCGCUCGCCGGAGAGGGCGGAGAGGAACGGGCGCUACGCCAGCCAAGGCAGUACCCCCGAGCCGCAGUACAGAUCCAGCAGCCUGGGACGAGACGUGUCCCCCGUCAGGACCUCCAGAAGAGACGACUCGGAGGAUGAAGAGGAUGAUGACAUUUUCGUAGCGGCUAAGGUGAGAGAGUACUACAGCACGCUCAAGACCAACACCAGUAGCUCGUCCAAGCCCACGCUCCCCGAGCCCAAGAAGACCUACAAGGACAACCCCAGAGACCUGAGCAUCUGAUUGGACGGCUGUCAGCCAAUCACAGCAACGACCCACAAUACACCUCAAGUACUUGCUCGCAUUACCACUUGGUUCUACAGAAAUGCACCCAGCUAUGUACACACACACACACACACACACACACGCACACACACAUUAUGUAACAAUGUUGAGUUACAAACAAAACAGUGAUUCCAAAAUGAUUUUUGAAAGCUGUUUUUUUUUUCCUUUUACUUUAAUUGUAUGUUUUAUUUUCCUUUAUUAUUUUCUCCCUUGUUUUUGGUUGAGCAUUCUACAUUUACAGUAACUCUGACUUUUACAGAAAAUGUAAAACCAUAAAAAACAAUGAUGUGCCUAAGAGUUCCAUUAACGAGCGACAUUUUGUUUUUGAUUUGAUAUGUGGCAGGCGCUUUGUGACGCACUGUCAGAUGAUGAAAUGUACUUUUCCACGAGGAUCCCAUGGAAGUACGGCGCACCUGGAUCACUGUAACCGGUGCUCACAAUGAUGCUGUGCAUGUCUUUACCGGUUUCAAUGUCUCUCUCUCUCUCUCUCUCUCUCUCUCUCUCUCUCUCUCUCUCUCUCUCUCUCUCUCUCUCUCUCUCUCCCCCCAGUGCCACUGUUUUUUAGACAUUUGACCAGAAUAUAGCACAAGCCUGCAUUUGUUUGUAUAUUUUUGACAGUUUGCAGUAUGUGUACAUUCAGAGGUGAUCAUUUUAAAUGAAUGAAGGGGAAAAUAAAAGUUGAACUAUGAGGAUGAUGUUAAAAUAAAAUAAUAUAUUCAACAAAUGAACAAACGUGCGUGCGGCUCAGUCUCUUUGCUUGCGGCAUCCUUGGGUGUAAAAUGUAAAUCAUUCGAGGCUCAGAACACUUUGAGCAUCACGACAAGGGAGCGAGCGUGUCCUGUGAGUCUGCCGAGUGCCGAGCUCUCAUCUCUUGGACAAACAAAAGACGGAAGAAAAGUGAGGAGGCUGACAUUAUCAGCCGCCUCCCCGAUGUAUGUGGGUUCAUCGCAUCCUUUGAAGAAAAGUAAAGCAAAGAGUGUCCAUCCUCUCCACAACAUCAAAGCCUGGAAAGGACAGUCUU
Scophthalmus maximus (turbot) is the source of this 6867-nucleotide messenger RNA. It is a transcript of the gene magi1b, whose product is annotated as membrane associated guanylate kinase, WW and PDZ domain containing 1b. The record is from RefSeq and is a predicted model, not a curated record. Gene Ontology annotation, molecular function: protein binding. The transcript is spliced from 25 exons. Gene Ontology annotation, cellular component: cytoplasm. Bases 567 to 5804 code for a protein of 1745 amino acids. NCBI's taxonomy places the organism in Eukaryota, Metazoa, Chordata, Actinopteri, Pleuronectiformes, Scophthalmidae. Gene Ontology annotation, biological process: signal transduction.